AUGCAACAAGAUAAUGGACAUGAAGAAGAUAAAGAAAAUAAACAAGAAAUGCAAGUUCCACCCUCUGAACAUGAGCCAACUGCAACCAUAUACAUUAAAAAUUUUGUUCGUCCUUUAACACAUACAAAAGUCCGCGAACUUUUAGAGCAAUAUGGCAAAAUCGUAUUUUUUUGGAUGGAUAAGAUUAAAUCUCAUUGUUAUGUAAAGGUGAUUUCAUUUAUACAUAAAUAUAAUAAAUUAAAGUUGGAAAUCACAAAAUUGGCACAUCAAUCACUCUGGGAUGUUGUUUUUCCACCUGAAACUGGCAGAAAACUUAUAUCUGAAAGAAAAAAACCUAAUGGAAAUAGUGGAACUGUUCCUAACAUAAAGAUAGUGUCAUUAGAUUCACUAUUUUCAAAAACAAAAGCUACUCCUCAUCUAUACUAUAAACCUGUGUCGUCAGAAGAUGCAAAAUCAAGACUUAAAGUUAUGGAAAGAAGAAGGAAUAGGAGAAAUUCAUAG
This is a messenger RNA of Entrophospora sp. SA101, 501 nucleotides long. NCBI's taxonomy places the organism in Eukaryota, Fungi, Glomeromycota, Glomeromycetes, Entrophosporales, Entrophosporaceae. The record is from the annotation of a GenBank genome assembly.